Molecule: messenger RNA, 1048 nt
Organism: Pyricularia oryzae 70-15
Lineage: Eukaryota; Fungi; Ascomycota; Sordariomycetes; Magnaporthales; Pyriculariaceae
Product: versicolorin reductase
Exons: 2
Coding region: 160-984 (274 amino acids)
Molecular function (GO): oxidoreductase activity
Source: RefSeq, a predicted model, not a curated record
CCCAGACCGCUGCUUCUUCUUGAUCAACAGCUUUUUUUUGACUUUUUCGCCACAUAAAUAGGCACACUUUCUCUGAGCAUUUCCCCUCCAAGAAGUUCGCCUCUCUCCCUUUCCUCUUUCCCAUUUAUUUUCACAUAGAUUUUCACCAUAAAAACAAAAAUGGCUCCCUCCGCAGACAUCACCAGCUCUGGUCCCAGUGACGCCUCCAAGCCCCUCGCUGGCAAGGUUGCCCUGGUCACGGGUGCCGGCCGUGGCAUCGGACGUGGUAUCGCCAUCGAGCUGGGCCGUCGCGGCGCCUCGGUCGUUGUCAACUACGGUAGCAGCAGCAAGGCCGCCGAGGAGGUCGUCGCGGAGCUCAAGAAGCUCGGUGCCCAGGGAGUCGCCAUCCAGGCCGACAUCAGCAAGCCGUCCGAGGUGGUCGCCCUCUUCGACAAGGCCGUGUCGCACUUUGGCGGGCUCGACUUUGUCAUGUCCAACAGCGGCAUGGAGGUCUGGUGCGACGAGCUCGAGGUGACGCAGGAGCUGUUCGACAAGGUCUUCAACCUCAACACCAGGGGCCAAUUCUUUGUCGCCCAGCAGGGUCUCAAGCACUGCCGCCGCGGCGGCCGCAUCAUCCUGACGUCGUCCAUCGCCGCCGUCAUGACUGGCAUCCCCAACCACGCCCUGUACGCGGGCUCCAAGGCCGCUGUUGAGGGUUUCUGCCGUGCAUUUGCCGUCGACUGCGGCGCCAAGGGCGUCACCGUCAACUGCAUCGCCCCCGGCGGCGUCAAGACCGACAUGUUUGACGAGAACUCGUGGCACUACGCCCCGGGUGGCUACAAGGGCAUGCCCCAGGAGAAGAUCGACGAGGGUCUGGCAAACAUGAAUCCGCUCAAGAGGAUAGGAUACCCGGCCGACAUUGGUCGUGCCGUCUCGGCCCUUUGCCAGGAGGAGAGUGAAUGGAUCAACGGCCAAGUUAUCAAGUUGACCGGUGGUGGUAUCUAAGAUGUUAUUAUUGAUGAUUGUAUGUUAAGCAAAAAGGGGGGAUGAUGGGUCGACAUGAGCUAGU